Molecule: messenger RNA, 2481 nt
Organism: Chrysochloris asiatica (Cape golden mole)
Lineage: Eukaryota; Metazoa; Chordata; Mammalia; Afrosoricida; Chrysochloridae
Gene: KEL
Product: Kell blood group, metallo-endopeptidase
Exons: 19
Coding region: 1-2481 (826 amino acids)
Biological process (GO): protein processing
Cellular component (GO): plasma membrane
Molecular function (GO): metalloendopeptidase activity
Source: RefSeq, a predicted model, not a curated record
AUGACCUACUUUGAAAGAGCAAUUAGGAAUCCUGAGCUGCCCCUAAAGAUCUGUUUCUACCGCAUCUUCCAGUCAAAGUCCCCAGUGUUGCCAAAGUUUUCUCAGUUCUUCCAGAAAGGGGCCUAUUGCUACUCAGCGGGGAACCUCUUAGUUGUUAUCUCUGUGACCACAUGCAGUGCCUUACCACCAAUUUGCACACAUAAGGAGACCCAGCAGAUAAAGCAGGAGGGGCUGUGUGGGGCCUGUGAUAACGAUGUCACCCCGAGGACACUGUCGGCAGAAAACACCCCUUCCUUCUUCAGGACGGCAGGGCAGCUGGGGCAGGAGGGAGACCACUUCCUGGAGGAGAACCUGGAGGCCCCUGCAGAGAACCAUUCCCUUUGGGGUCAGGCGCCUGUUGCAGAGGAACUGCCCACUGCAGUAACCUGUCCACGGGCCCUGGCUGAAUGGCUGUUGACAAUGCUCCUGCUGUUGGUCUUCCUGCUUGGCUCUUCUGUGCUUUGUGUCUACAUCUUUGGAAGCUGUGGCCCCCGCCCCUGUGCCACCCCCGAGUGUCUGGACCUCGUGGCUCAGUACGUAACCUCAGGAAACAGCAGUGUGGCCCCUUGCUCCGACUUCUUUACCUUUGUCUGCGGGACCAAUAAUUCUUUUCAGACUCUUGAGGAGGAAAACAAGGGCCGACUCCAGAGAAUUCUGGAGACCCCAGACCCCUGGCCCCCAGGCUCUGGGAUGGAGAAAGCCUUCCAGUUCUACAACUCCUGCAUGGAUGUGGAUGCCAUAGAGGCUGCAGGAGCUGGUCCCCUCAGGGAAGUUAUUGAGGAGCUUGGAGGCUGGCAGAUCUCUGGGAACUCUACUUCCUUCGAAUUUAACAGAACACUGCGACUGCUGAUGAGUCAGUAUGGCUACUUCCCAUUCUUUAGAGCCUACCUGAAGCCCCGUCCCACUCCUCCAUACACGCCAAUUAUUCAGAUAAACCAGCCCGAGUUUGAUGUCCCCCUCAAGCAAGAGAAGGAUCUGAAGAACUAUGCCCAAAAAGUGAGGGACUACCUGACUUACCUGACCCAGCUGGGAUCCCUGCUGGGAGGGACUCCUGAAAAGGUUCAAGAGCAUGCUGGCCUGUCCAUCUCUAUCACCUCAAGACUGUCUCAGUUCCUGCAGCCCCUAGCACCCCAGAGGGCCCAGAUGGUCACUAUAGUCCAGCUGCAGGAAAUGGUUCCUGUCAUCGACUGGUUGUCCUGCUUGCAAGCCAUAUUCACAGAGAUGCACCUGAGCCCCUCUCAGCCCCUCAUGGUUCAUGACUUGGAGUAUCUGACAAACAUGUCCCAGAUAUUAUCGAUGCUGCAGCUGAGACACAGGGAAUUCCUGCAGAGUCACAUGCUCCUGGGUCUGGUGGGCACCCUCUCUCCUGCCCUGGACAGCAAGUUCCAGAAGGCCCGCCAGGAGCUGAGCCAGAAACUGUGGAAGCUGAUGGAGCGCCCGCCUAUGCCCCAGCGCCCCCGGUGGAUGACGUGCGUGGAGGAAACUGGAAACUUCUUCGAGCCUACCCUGGCGGCCUUGUUUGUCCGGGAGGCCUUUGAUCUGCGCACACAAAAAGCUGCCAUGGAGCUGUUCUCCAACAUCAAGGAAGCCCUCAUCAGCCGCCUCCAAAGGGUCCCCUGGAUGAACGAAGAGAUGAGGAAGGAGGCUCAGGACCAAGUCACCCGACUGCAGGUGAAAAUGGGAGCCCCGGAGUGGGUCAUGGAGCCAGAGCUGGCCACACAGGGGUAUCCCGAGGUGCAGCUGGGCCCCAACUUCCUGCAGUCCGUCCUGAGCUGUAUCCGAGCGCUCCGAUCCAGGACCGUCAGGAGCUUCCUGAAGCCCUUCUCCUAUCACAGCUGGCGCGAGCCUCCCUGGAGUGUCAAGGCUUACUAUUCGCUGUCAGACCACACGGUGGUCUUCCCCGCAGGAUUCUUGCAACCCCCAUUCUUCCACCCUGGCUACCCCAGGGCCGUGAACUUCGGUGCUGCGGGCAGCAUCAUGGCCCAAGAAAUGCUGCGCAUCUUCUACCAGCUCUUGCUUCCUGGAGGCUGCCCGGCCUGUGACAUCCGCACCCUGCAGGGGGCGCUGCUGUGUCUGGAGCGCCGUUAUGCUAUCUUCUCCCCACCUGCGGGGGUCUCCUUCAACCACUCCCACAUGCUCCUGGAGAAUGCCGCAGAUGUCGGGGGGCUGGCGGUGGCGCUGCAGGCAUACAUCAGGAGGCUUCAACAAUACUCAGGAGAGACCACCCUGCCUCAUCUGGGUCUCAGCCCUCAGCAGCUCUUCUUCCAAAGCUAUGCGAAGGUGAUGUGCAGGGAACUUGGGCCCCAGAGCAAGCAGGACCGACACAGCCCUCCUCCACUUCGAGUCCAUGGGCCUCUCAGCAACACUCCAGCCUUUGCCAGACACUUCUCCUGUCCCCCAGGAGCCCUCAUGAACCCCUCCAGCCGCUGCCAAGUCUGGUAA